GGGAGGCGAUGUAUCCAGCACCUCCUGUCACGAAUACUGUCUUCCAGGGCUGCGACAUCUUCGGAAACAAUAAUAAGUGAGUCUGAGAAAUUAGCAGAGAUGGAGAAUUCUCUGGUGUUCUUCAUCACUUUUCUGUGCGCAUCUUCGCUGAUUGCCACGAGCAGUCUGUCCUGUCAGAGGCCAAAGUGGAACUUGAAGAUCUGCCAAAUAAAGAAUUCGUCGGUCUUGGUGAAGUUCGAACGAGAGGUCGGGAAAACGUGGAUCCAUGAGGGGGAGAAUGUGAUACUCUUGCAGCUGAUCAACUUGAUGAUUGCACCCCAGGAGGAAAAUAGUUUCGAGAUCAUCGAGGCUGAGGACUUGGGGAGAAUACCAAAAUUGUUCGCCCUCAGUCUGAACAACACAAAAAUUCGAGGAUCAUCUCCUUUUCGUGAUCAGCGAUACCUCAGGACAGUUCAACUCGUCAACAAUCAGUUUCAAGAAUUCCCUCGGGAGUUCUUCCAGGGAAUUCCCGACGUGCGAUUCUUGGGGAUUCAAAAGCAAAAUAUUGGAGGAAUAUACCGUUCAUCGUUCUCAAAUAUCUCAGAACGUCUGGAGAAAUUUUAUUUCCAGGCGAAUCAGCUGAGAAUCAUUGGACCCAAUACUUUCUCCAAGUUCACGAUCCUGGAAACUCUGGAUUUGACGAGCAACAAGUUGGAGGUGUUGAAGGCUACCAUGUUCUCUGGUCUUGAUGGUCUGGAGACUCUCUCGUUGGAUUGCAAUCGGAUAAAUAGGAUUGAUCCUCAAACUUUCUCAGCCCUCAGGAAUUUGAAAAUCCUCAACUUGGCGAACAACCUGUUGACGACUUUAGGAUCUGCUCUGUUCAAACCUCUGCGUUAUCUGAAGAGUCUUCAAUUGAGUUCCAAUAAAAUAGAGAAGAUUCUUCCAGGGACUUUUGACGGCUUGAUUUAUCUCCGGAAAUUAUUUCUAACGGGCAAUAAGUUCCAUGUGCCAGAGACCUUUUUUGCGGAUCUGCGAGGUUUGGAAAUUCUGAAAGUCUAUGGGAGAGACUUUCAAUCUAGCGAUCGAUGUGACGUUUUGGAACCGAUGGAUCCUCCCAGAUCAAUUCCAAUGAUCGAUCCUGAUAUAACGGGAUAUGGAUCGAUCGUCAAUCGAUUUUUAAUACCCGAAAGUGAAUAUUUAUUCAGUUCAGGGGAGAAGUCGUAUUACAAUUAAUAUAUUAUAAUUAUAGAUUCGAUCAAAUUAUCAAUAUUACUAAUAAUUCUAUUUAUAAUUUGUUCGUAUCGAUCGCAGACUAGAGUGGAUUUAAAAAAUCAAUCAAAAGAUUUAUAUAAUUAUCAUUCUCCAAUUAAUUAUCAGAACAGAUCGUUUAUAUUUAUUGAAUAAUUCAGUGGGGAGAAAGGAAAGAUAAGGAGUCGACUCAAUUAAUAAUUAAUUGAUUAAUUAUAUUAUUAGUUCGAUAUUAUUUAUUUAUUUAAGAUAGAAUUAUUAGUAGAAUCGAAGGAAAUGAAUUGAAUGUUUAAUUAUUUAACUUUAAAUUCGAGAGAAUUGUUUUUCUAUUUGUUUAAUUACUUUUAUUAUAUAUUAUUCAUUUAUUUAUUUAAAUAUGUACGGGGAUUUCGGUGCGGGAAUGGCGAAGGAUUUUCACUUUUCAUUAUUUUUUUUUUUUUAUUAAGUAAUUGAGGGUUUUUGAAUUUCUCACGAAUUCUUUUUAAAAACCGCAUGAUUUCAAAUAUAAUGACGAAGUAAACCCGAGAGUCAGGAGUUACCCUAACGGUAUUAUGAAAUUCCCAGACAAAACUCGUUCCCGACUCCUGAUUCCUCGGACGUCUCUCCGGCCUUCAAUUAAAACCGAAAAAUAAAAAAUCAGAA
Messenger RNA from Fopius arisanus, 1869 nucleotides. Its product is annotated as phospholipase A2 inhibitor. The record is from RefSeq and is a predicted model, not a curated record. NCBI's taxonomy places the organism in Eukaryota, Metazoa, Arthropoda, Insecta, Hymenoptera, Braconidae. Gene Ontology annotation, molecular function: protein binding. Bases 100 to 1212 code for a protein of 370 amino acids. The transcript has 2 exons.